Molecule: messenger RNA, 2434 nt
Organism: Caenorhabditis auriculariae
Lineage: Eukaryota; Metazoa; Nematoda; Chromadorea; Rhabditida; Rhabditidae
Source: the annotation of a GenBank genome assembly
AUGUGCGCGCCAAGACCCGAUACGCGACGCAACCGCAUUGUAAAAUCAGUUGGUCGAUUUACGGAACAAACAACGCCUGCGGCUGCUCAUCUUUUUCCAUUGUUUUCGUUUUUCAUGACAUCUUCUGUUUUGAUGUCGUACUCUGAGUUUCCGACAUCGUCUGGAUAUGAACAGCCACCCAGCUAUGAGAUGCUCGACGGAGGAAUCGCUUCUGAACCAGUUUACGCGGAGCUAACGACUUUACGUGCGCCCCAGACUAGUAUUCCUAUUCAAAAUGUGCUUUUUACCUGUCAUUACCUCAAACUUGACGUAAUUAAACCAAACCUCAAACUUGAUAAAAUUAAACCGAGCCUCAAACGAGGGAUAAUUAAACCAACUCCUCUGAAGAGGGUAAUUAAACCAAUAGGUCCUCAAACUUGGCAAAUUAAACCUACUCAGACCGUCUGAGUUUUUCUCUUAUCUCUUCUAACUUCAUUUUUUCUUUGUUGCAGGAUACUACAGCUUUUUGUGAUACUUUGUUCGCCGAACUCGAGUCCGAUGACGAUACCUCUGAAUAGUUAGUUUCCGCGUUGAUGAUUUUAACUUUAUAUCUGAAUUCAGCGUACAAUCGGAACCGAUCGACUCUUCGGAUAGCGAGAACGAAGAAGAAGUUGAAGUAAAGUAUCCUUAUCAGAGGAAGGAUUACAGCGAGGACUUGGUUAAUAGAGUAAUUUUUGAUCAUUUUUUUUCUAUCAGCUCAACUUAUUACAGAUAAAGCAAAAGGUUGACAGCGGAUUUGCCGAUGAGCAUGAAGUUGAUGCUAUUUACGAGGUUGUUUUUUUUUUUAAAUUUUGAAUGUCUUCAGCAUCAUGACAAAAUAAUCUAAUAACUAGAAAUGGUUUAGGAAGUGCGUCAACAAGCUAUCAUUGAUCGUGAACGGGAUAAAUUGGAAAAGGUCAACCCCAAAGAUGCUGUGAAGUUUGACAAGGUUUGUUUUGAAUGAAAGAGUUAAGGUGGGAUAUAUGUACAUUAUAGACAAAUCUUUUCACUUGUGUGAUUUGUGCACGAGCUUUCAAAAAUGCAGAGCUGCUCCAGAAACACAUGCCAAGUCACAACUUAUCGGUACGCAUUUUUUAAUCUUAAAGUUUCAUCUCGUUCCCAUUUCAGGAAAGGAACUUCAAAUGUCCGAUGUGCCCCCAAAGCUACAAGUACAAAAAAAAUUUAUCCGCGCAUUUGGCCAAACAUCAAAGUUCCACUGAGCUGCGGUGCCUGGAAUGUCCCAUGAUUUUUAAGUAAGUUGUUGGAAAUGAAUUAUUUGUUUAAAAAUCAAUUUUCAAUUUUUAGGUCAUCUACGUCACUGGAAGCACAUAUGUCAAGGCAACACAUGAAAUCCGUGAAUGGUUCGGACAAAGUAGAUCUUGAAAAGUGCAAAGUUUGCGGCGUCGGUUUUCCAGAAUCUCAGAUCAAAGUAAACAUUCCUCUCUUUGUUUGAGUCUAUUCUUUGUUUGAUUCGGACGAAAAAAUCUAAACGCUCUAUGUUUCAGCGUCAUCAGUACUAUUGUGAGAACAAGGAGAAGAUUCUCGAGAAGCGACAGGUGAAAAAGGCGUCAAGUCUUCCUGCGAGUCCCGCAUUUUCUGUGGCCAGCUGCUCUUCCUCCAUCAGCGUACCGAAUAAAGUUAUCAGCCCUAAGAUUGUUUCCUAUAUCGGUGAGAAUUUUUUAUCUUUUUUAAAUUUAUAAAUAGUAAAAAUCAAAAAAAAAAAAUUAAGCAUGAUUUUUUUUGCAGACAAAAAGUGUUUAAUUUGCGGUCUGGAAUGCGCAAGUAGACAGUCGAUGUUGCGUCACAUUGGCAGAAAACAUCCAGAACAUUCUCAAAAUCCUGAAGCGACCGCCGUACGAUACGUUUCUGUCGAAUCGGUGAGAUUUUGCUAAUUUUACCAAAUUAUUGAAAAUUCUUUUAGCCAUCUCAUCAAUACUGCUGCCAGGAAUGCGGAAAGCGGUUCACGACGCGCGCGGCAAUGACUUUACAUCAAAACAGGAUACACAAAAGCGCUCUUGCUUUUGGGUGCAAAAUGUGCGACAAAAGGUAGUUUUUGGUAGUGUUAUUUGUAUAGCAUAUUAUUGAAACCUGUGGAAAUUUUUUUCCAAGAUCGAGAUUUCAUUUGCUGAGUGAGGACUAAAUAGUUCUAAAAUUUUGGAGAAAGGUUUCAAGAUAGUCUUAAAAUACUUUUUGAUACUCUUUUUUACAGUCGAAGGAAGAGUUUCUGAAAAGACGAUGUAUUCAAGAGGCUCCUAGAGUUCGAAGAAUACCCAUUCCUAUUGAAAAAUUCUAGACUUUUUACCUAAUAAAAUAAUGAUCUUUUUACAGCUAUCCUUUGGCUGCUGAACUACGGAAACACGAACGUCGCGUGCAUGGAGCUUCCGCCACCGCUUUUGAAGACCUUUGUGAAUUUUGA